This is a messenger RNA of Cucurbita maxima (winter squash), 1480 nucleotides long. RefSeq names its product GATA transcription factor 12-like. The record is from RefSeq and is a predicted model, not a curated record. Gene Ontology annotation, cellular component: nucleus. Gene Ontology annotation, molecular function: sequence-specific DNA binding; zinc ion binding. The coding region runs from base 195 to 1193 and encodes 332 amino acids. Lineage: Eukaryota; Viridiplantae; Streptophyta; Magnoliopsida; Cucurbitales; Cucurbitaceae. The transcript has 2 exons. Gene Ontology annotation, biological process: positive regulation of DNA-templated transcription.
CACCACCGCCUCCUCCGCCUCCUCCUUCCUUUGAUCUAUCUCCAUCAAAAUCCUCCAUUUUUUUAUACAAAUUAUUAAAAAAUUACUUCUUUCUCUCUCUCUCUCUCUCUCUCUCAUCUUACAUAGCCAUAACUCUUCACGCUUCACUCUCACUUCUCCUUCUCAAACCCUUCGUUUUCUUUCACAUUGCUUUCAUGGAAGCUCCCCACUAUUUCCACCCUGCUUUUUCCACCCAAAACCCACACUCCUCCAAUACACUUGAAACCACUGCCGCCGCCGCCGCCGUCGCCGACCAUUUCCUUGUCGAAGACCUCCUGGAUUUCUCUAAUGAUGACCAUGUCGUCUUCACCGACUCCACUUCCGACAACCAAACCCCCACCUCAACUGAUUCCUCCACUCUCACUUUACUCGAACAACCCAACAAUGGACACCACAAUUAUAGCUUCCUCGACGCCAAUUUCUCCACCGACCUUGCUGUUCCGUACGACGACUUAGCAGAGCUCGAAUGGCUUUCCAAUUUCGUUGAGGAUUCUUUCUCCACCGACGACUUGGAGAAGCUGAGUCUGAUAUCAGGGGUGAAUUCCCGGACCGACGACGACGCCGCCGCAAAACCCAGAGAAUUUCAAACCGAACUCUCCGCCGGUUUCCACCCCGACAUGUCGGUACCGGCGAAAGCCGCUCGUAGCAAGAGGUCUCGGGCAUGUAUAUGGAAUUCCAGAGUAUCCGUACUCUCCCCCACAAAUUCCUCUUCCGAAACCGACGUUGUCGUCACGCUCACGGCUAAGAAAACAUCCAAGAAGAAAGAAACCCCCGACGACACGUUGUCCCCCAGCAAUGGGGAAGGUCGGAAAUGUCUCCAUUGCGCCACCGACAAAACGCCUCAGUGGCGAACCGGCCCAUUUGGCCCUAAGACCUUGUGUAACGCUUGUGGGGUCCGAUACAAAUCCGGCCGCCUUGUACCGGAGUAUCGACCAGCGGCAAGCCCGACAUUCGUGCUGACAAAACACUCCAAUUCUCACCGGAAAGUCAUGGAACUCCGGCGACAAAAGGAAAUGAUGAGAGCACAACAACAACAUCAUCAUCAUCAACAACAACAACAUCUUCAUCAAGAGACUAUGGAAUUCAACCAUGCAUCCAACAACGACAACGACGAUUACUUGAUCCACCAACACAUAGCGCCCAUCUACGAAUAGAGAAAUGUUUCUCGAAUUAGUGGCUAAUUAUUUGAAAAAUCCGAUCUAGAGUUACUAAAUUUUCAUUUCUAACAGCUUAAAAUCUGAACUCAGCAUACCCAUAAUCACUUUUCUUAAAGUUUACUCCUUUGUUCUUGUGUAGUUCAUCAUAAUGCAUUAGCUUAAUCUGGGUUAGAAUUUGAAUAUAGAAUUGUGUGAAAGAAAAGAAAAAGGCGAUGCCUUGAAGUUGGCGAAAGUACAGAAUGGCAGGAAAAUUUACUACGGCUGUGGAUCUUUUUGCAACAAAA